AGCCCAAUAGUGAAAGUGCUCCGAGCUGAAAUCACGUGCUUCAGUUUCCUCAGGUAUAUCACCAGGUGAACUCUUACAGAGGAGUCCAGUAUCAUCUUCGCCACCCUUCAAUUUUCUCAUCCAGCGUCCUAGUUUCGAUUCGCAAUUCCGUCGAUAUCUCCGAAACCAUGUGGAUAUAUCAUCGAACUGAAAUGUAAAACUAUUGCUCCGUUAUGUCAUUUAAAAAAUUCUUCUUAUAUUUCUGAAGUGUUGUUACCUGUGCUGCAUUUCGAGAAAAAUAAAUGAAACUGGUGAAUGCCUCUUCGAGACUAUACGGACGCUUUCUUCGUUUGGUCUGUACUGUUUUUUAUUUUCUCUCUUUUUUUUUUUUUUUGACAUUGCAUUCUUGCGUAUUAAUUGUGUAUUAACGACUCGAAAUCUUAUCGCCUCUCGCUUCGAUUAUAUAUAUAUAUAUCAAAUAUCUUGAACGAUAACAACAGAGUUUUCAAAAUAAACGUUUUUAAGCUUUCGUAGAAUUAAGCUUAAAUUUUGCGAUGACGAACUUAUAGAAAAAUUCUAAUCAUCUAAUCAUUGAUACACAUAAUAAAAUUGUUGAAACACUUGUGCUUGGAUAUAUACUUGUACAAAUCAAUUUUUGAGAUCGCUCUAUGGCUCGAUGUGUCCGAAGCUGAACCAGUCGCAUCCAAGCAAGCAUCUUCACGUACACUAGAGAGAAGUAAAAGUAACCCUCCGUUCACCUUCCUUGUUCCGGUCAAUUAGAUAUUGCUUUGAAGUUAUGUAAAACUUUCCUUCCAUGCAAUCAUCUAACCAUCAUCUUCCACGCAAAAUUUAAUCUCUAUCUAGAAAACUCAUCCUUACUUUUCGAUGAUAAAUCUUCGGAUGUCAAAACUAGUUGAUCGCGUUGCCGAUACAAAUCAAUAUUUGCGUAAAUAAUAACGCGUAGGUGCUGGUUGUAUUUAAGCAAAAAUAUAAAAUUGUCAGUAUAAAAAUGAUCCUUUAAAAACAACAUUUAUUACAUUCACGAGAAACGUUAUUCAUUUUCGUAGUUAUAACAUCUAGGGUAGUAUACGUAUUAUAUUUAACAAUAAAUUGUAUAUUACAGUUUGAGGAUAAUGAUUAAUAUAAACGCCGGAGCACAUUUUCUGCAAUUACUUUAUUAAGUAAAACAAGAGAGAAGCCUCUCGGAAAGUUGCCUCGAGUUUGAUUUCGGCCGUUUCCGAGAUAGUUCCAUAUUUUCCCAAAUAAAUUUGUCCCCUUUGAUACGCAAGCUCACGAUAGAAAGUAACUGGAACAUUUUUGUGUGCUUCAAAUGUUCCAUACCAAUUACUUUUACUUUCGAAAUGUUAACUAAAUAUCAACGACUAACGCGAUAGAAAUUUUUGAACAUUUUGUUCGGUACCCCGAACGUCGAAGCGAGAGGCACCAAGAGAGAUGAUAAAAUUCGAUCGCACGAAGUACAUUCCCGAGGAAUGCGUAAUCGCGUGUUUUCUUAUUUAAAAGCUAGUUUAUGAUGCUUCUGUUUGAGUUAAUGAUACUCGACUCUUCGCGGAUCCGAGGAGAAGAGCUUUCGACACGCAUUCCUAAGCGAAUGCAGUGUUUGCUAAUGCCGUAACAUACGUGGGAACGCUGGUUUACGUUGCAUUCACCAACUGUUUACACGUCGGAGAAUAGGUUCGCGGGAAGAUACAAGUUCGAAUUUCGUUUACUUGUAUUAACGAUAAAAACAUAUAUGUAACACCUCCGCGUAACGAAGAAAUAACGUAACGUAGUAACGUAGCUAUCGUGCGAUUAGGUGACACGGAAAUAUUUCUUUACGUGUAUUUUAGAUAAGCAUGGGAAGUAUGAGCCUAAACACGGCGAUUUAAAGUACCGACGAAAUUGUCCUUACGAUGAAACCAAUCGGAGCACGAAACUGGUACCACUGGACUCUCGUUUUCGUAAUCCUGAUAAUUCACGUCCGUGCGAAAAAGAAACGGCAAAUAUUUCGUGAGCAAGUGCUGCCGGCGCUAGGAGGUAAAAUUCCAGAAGAAGCUUUCAAAACCGAUCGUUUGGCUUUGAACCGGCUGAAUAAAGAAGGCAUUACCGUACCCGACGGGGUGGUUUUAGAUGCUCGGCAUGUCCAUAAACAUUCCCAGCAUGUCCAAACGAUGCCAGAGGUAAUAAAGGUAUACCUAACACCAGACGGUCGUUACGUGCCACCGGAAGGACGAUUCCAUUAUAAUCACGCUAAAACGAUAGACACGACUUAUGUAAUUCGUGCACCGUACUCGAGGUCCAACGGGCACAAGCACUCCAGCAAUUUCAACAGGAACAAGCAUCCAGAGCUACCGAAAUUACAAGCUUACACGAGCUUCAGGCAAUUCACUCCCAUAGUGGUUCCAACGAAACCUGGAAUAUACAAACCUAUUGUAACACCUUUGGUACUUCCUAGCGGCGCAGAAUUGUUGGAGGAAACUUAUUUACCCAGCUGGAACGUUCACUACGACUGGGACACCGUCUACGAGCCAAACAGCGAUUACUACAUCAGCAACAUCGCUCUCUUCGACUCUCAUCAGAUCAUAACCGAUUACCAAGGGUUCCUGAAUAACGUACACGAACGUUCUUCGAGGCACAUUGGAUCCCCGUACAGAGACCAAAAUGGCUUUUCUCGGAUUACAAAACAAGAGUCGAGGGGUAACGGCAUGAAACCACGAGCAACAUCCUAUCAAAAUGUUAGAUUACAUCUUGAUAAAACUGUUCCACGUUAUACCAAUUUGACUAGCAUUCCGGAGACUAGUUUCGCGUGUAAUGGAAGGAGGGGCAUGUUUGCGGACCCUGAAACCAAUUGCCAAGUGUUUCACAACUGUUCGGGUUGGUCGAGGACUUCUUCACUGUGCCCUGGGGGCACAGCAUUCAGUGAAGUGAAAAAGCGCUGCGAAUGGUGGAAUACAGUGCAAUGCAAAUGAUUAUCACUUAUUAAAUUGUAAACGCUGUAAAAACAACCAUAAUAGACAAACAAUUUCAAU
Hylaeus anthracinus is the source of this 3005-nucleotide messenger RNA. RefSeq lists its product as uncharacterized. NCBI's taxonomy places the organism in Eukaryota, Metazoa, Arthropoda, Insecta, Hymenoptera, Colletidae. The coding region runs from base 1890 to 2945 and encodes 351 amino acids. The transcript is spliced from 5 exons. Gene Ontology annotation, molecular function: chitin binding. The record is from RefSeq and is a predicted model, not a curated record. Gene Ontology annotation, cellular component: extracellular region.